This is a messenger RNA of Pygocentrus nattereri (red-bellied piranha), 3635 nucleotides long. RefSeq names its product cholinergic receptor, nicotinic, alpha 8 (gene chrna8). NCBI's taxonomy places the organism in Eukaryota, Metazoa, Chordata, Actinopteri, Characiformes, Serrasalmidae. Gene Ontology annotation, molecular function: transmembrane signaling receptor activity; acetylcholine-gated monoatomic cation-selective channel activity. The transcript has 11 exons. Gene Ontology annotation, biological process: monoatomic ion transmembrane transport; nervous system process; signal transduction. Gene Ontology annotation, cellular component: neuron projection; synapse; postsynaptic membrane. The record is from RefSeq and is a predicted model, not a curated record. Bases 78 to 1640 code for a protein of 520 amino acids.
AAACUUUAGUCGGUGGUUCUGUGCUGAAGGAGCGCAGCCUCCACACACACACACACACACACACAGUCACACACACCAUGCAGCAGCAGCCGCGCAGAGUGUUUGGACUCCUACAUGUCGCCAUUUUCCUAUGGAUGGCUUUCUGCGUCGAGGACUCUCUGCAGGGGGAACACCAGAGGAAGCUUUAUAAGGAGCUUUUGACCAACUACAACCGGCUGGAGAGACCUGUAGCCAAUGACUCUGCGCCCCUAGUGGUGGAACUGGGACUUACACUGCUCCAGAUUAUAGACGUGGAUGAGAAAAAUCAAGUGCUAAUCACCAAUGCCUGGUUACAACUGGGCUGGACAGAUGUGUAUCUAAGCUGGAAUCCUGAGAAUUAUCCUGGUGUGAAUAACCUACGCUUCCCCUCCAAUCAGAUAUGGACACCAGACAUCCUGCUCUACAACAGUGCUGAUGAACGCUUUGAUGCUACUUUUCAUACUAAUGUCCUGGUCAAUGCUUCAGGAACAUGCCAGUAUAUACCACCAGGUAUUCUAAAGAGCACAUGUUAUAUAGAUGUGCGCUGGUUCCCCUUCGACGUGCAGAAAUGUGACCUGAAGUUCGGCUCCUGGACAUAUAAUGGCUGGCUGCUGGACCUGCAAAUGCAGGAAGUGGACAUUUCCACUUACAUCCCCAACGGCGAGUGGGAUCUAGUGGGUGUUCCGGGGAAGCGUAAUGAGCUUUACUACGAGUGCUGUAAGGAGCCCUACCCUGACGUGACAUUCACAGUGACCAUGCGCAGACGGACGCUGUACUACGGCCUCAAUCUGCUCAUCCCCUGUGUGCUAAUCUCCGGGUUAGCACUGCUGGUGUUUCUACUGCCUGCAGACUCUGGAGAGAAGAUCUCACUGGGGAUCACUGUUCUGCUCUCGCUGACCGUCUUCAUGCUGCUCGUGGCGGAGAUCAUGCCGGCCACUUCCGAUUCAGUUCCGCUCAUAGCCCAGUACUUUGCGAGUACGAUGAUGAUUGUGGGUUUGUCGGUGGUGGUCACAGUCCUGGUUCUGCAGUUCCACCAUCAUGAUCCACAAGGGGGAAAAAUGCCAAAGUGGGUGCGGGUGAUCCUACUAAACUGGUGUGCCUGGUUCUUGCGUAUGAAGAAGCCGGGCGAAGAGCGCAAGUCGGGCUAUAAGUACGCUCACCCACCGCUGCACCACGCCAGCGCCAGCAGCAUCCAGAUGAGCGCCGUGCCCGGCCAGGCACCCUCCUCCUCGGCCAGCUCGGCCACCAACGGCCACAUGAACCUCUACUUCGGCUAUCACUCGAUGGACAGCGCCUGCUGCCCUGCCAGCAGUGACUCGGGCGUGUCAUGUGGCGGGCGGCCGGCGGGGGGCUCUCCGGGUCAUGAGCAACAGCGGGCGGAGGUGGUGGCGGUGGCGGGCGAGAGGGAGAUCCAGCGCAUUCUGGCCGAGGUGCUGUACAUCUCGCAGCGUUUUCGAGCGCAGGACGAGGCCGAGGCCGUGUGCAGCGAGUGGAAAUUCGCCGCCGCUGUGGUGGACCGUCUCUGCCUCGUCACCUUCUCGCUCUUCUCCAUCAUCUGCACCUUCACCAUCCUCAUGUCGGCGCCCAACUUCAUCGAGGCCGUCUCCAAGGACUACACAUAAUCAGGUGGUCCUCGCUUUGCUAUUAUUAUUUGGUUUUUGUAGAUAUAUUAGAUGUGCUAGAGAAGAAAAACUAACCACCACCACCACAAGACUCUGGAUGAGAAGUGAGAUUCGUUGAGAGUCAUUGUGAUUUAGUGUGUGUGAAUCAGUGUGAAUGAGUGAGAGUCGGUGCGAUUCACUGAAUUCGUAUCAGUGUCAGCCACGUGAAUCAAUUCGAGACCGAGUGUGAAUGAGUGAAGUUCAGUGUAAAUCAGUGAGAUUCUGUGUGAGUUACAGUGAGUUGCUAUGAUUCAUUGAGGCUGUUUAGGUGUGAGUUGGUGUGAAUGUGAUUUUCAGUGUGAAUCGGUGAAAUUUGAUGUAAAUCGAUGCGAAUCAGUGUGAUUCACUGUGAGUCGCUGCCAUUCAUUGUGAUUUGGUGCAGGUGUGAGUCAGUGAGCUUCAGUGCGAAUCAGUGGGUUUCAACGUAAUUCUCUGAGUCACAGCGACUCACUGAGUCAGUUUAAGUGUGUGAGUUUCGGUGUAAAUCUCUGAAACUGGUGCAAUUCAGUAGGAAUCACUUGGACUUAUUGAGUCUGUUUAAGUGUGACUCAGUGUGAAUCAGUGAGAUUCAAUAUGAAUCAUCAAUAUCUGCAGUGAAAGAUUCAGUGUGUCAGGCCAAGUGUAAGUCAGCACGAUUUGAUGUGAAUCAGUAAGAUGUGGUACUGCGAGUUUCUGCGAUUCAUUGAGUCACUGUGAUUCAGUGUAAGUGUGAGUCAGUGUGAGAAGUAUGAAUCAGUGUGAGUGAUUUUAAGAUGUGACUGAGUGAAUGAGUUUGAAUCACUGUGUACUGCCAAAGUUGUUUCGUUCCUGGUCGUUUUUGAGAAACAUGAACAAAAUGAAAAAGAAAAAAAAAUAUAUUGACCAAACUGAGUGUAUUUUUCAAAUCUAGUUACUUCUCAGCAAACAUGUAGACCUUCAGAGAAGCUUCUGGACUUUAGUUUAUUGUGGUUGUCCACUGUAGCCUCUCUCUGGAGCACGCGUGGUGCAGUAGUUUGGUGUACUGAGUGUGAUGUUGACACUCUCUUUGCCUCUCCAUAUACUGCUCUCCGAACACUGUGCUGUUGCUAAGCUCCUCCCACAUCACAGCUGCAUAUUACUGCUUUCGUUGUCGUUGUUACUGUUUUGAUUUUAUUAAUCGGUUUGUCACUCAGUCACCGUGCAAAUGAAGAAAUACACCACCCUGCUGAAGACUUAUCCAAGAAAGCUUUAUAAUGGAAAAGGUAGAGUGUCAUGAAUAUUGUCGGAAUUAUAACGGACACCAGAGCGACUUCCCUAACAAUCUUUCCUCCACUGUAAUCCUUGAAGCCUGUCAUGAAACCCUACUCCUUAUAUCAACGAGGGUUUGCAUCACAAAUCCUGGUGAUCCAUGUUAAAAUGUGCCGUUUGUCCUGUUUUAACGUACCUGAGUCAACUCAGGAAUUUCGUUGGGUUUGGUAAUUCGCUGGGAAAGCCUAGAAAGAGGGCCCACAUUCUAAAUCCUGGAAGCCCCCUAAAAUAUAUGCUGUCUUUGUUGUGACCAUUUCUUAUUUGUGGUUUUGAAUGAAUUUGAUUGCACAUGUAUAGUGCUCUAUUAGUUUCUAUCGCUCAAAGCGCACUAUCAACGAAGUGGACAAUGAUGUUCCAGGGUUGCUCAGAUCGGAAAACAUGAGAAGAAUUUAAAUCGUGCAUUCAGGAACGUGUGAUGAGAUGUAGUCUGGUGUCCCUGUAACUGAUCUGAUCUGAUAUUUUUAUGUAAAAUGUACUUAUAUAUGUAUAAUAUCAGCGCUGUGGUUAAAGUACAGUAUUUCACCCGUAGAGUGUGUCGUGCUCCAAUCUGAUUUGUCCUCAUAUUGCUCGUUGUUUUUCUUUUGUGGCCUCUCUGUGAAUCCGCUUUGCAAUAUGUACAGACAUUAUGUAAACACCAUGAACUAACAUUUUAAUAGAAAAUAUAGAUUUUAAAUAAAACCUCAAUAAAAA